AUGUACGCAGGAGUCGACAACUGGUUGGGCCCGCUCCCUGGGCCCCGCAUCACGCCGCCGCUCCCCAUCACCUUGCUAGACCGAGGAUCCACCUCAACAGCGGUCACCGACACGGUGCCGGCACGCUCCACCACGUAUGAGGCGCAGUACGCCGAGUGCGCCGCGUACCAAAAGGGCACCAUGUACAUCAAAGACCCCAGCGGAGAGAACCGCAACACGAUGGAGCUCGACACAGUGCCGCUCUCGCAGCUCUACUCGGUGGGCCACCGCCUCUACCGCAAGCGGCAUCAGCCGGACCCCAGUCAGAACUUUGCGCUACCCACCGCACCGCCGGACUUCGACGGUGACUCUGCUAUCGACCCACAGACGGUGGUGCAGCACGUCCGUAGUCUCGCCAACGCCUAUAACAGCGUCAUUCCCGUCCCGACACCGUUUGCCAUCUACGAGGAGGUCAUUCUCGAUGCGCAGGAGGCGCUCAAGACGACGACGGAGGACACAAAUCAGAGCACGUUCUUCACCAACUCGGAGAUAACAAACACGCCCGUGCCGGAGCGGGCCGACAACACGAUGAACGAUCUCUUUAUCUACUCCUCCACCUUUGGCGCGCAGCUGCAGUCUGAUGCGUUGAUGAUGUCGGUGAACCUGCUGAACGGGUGUCACGCACAUCUGCGCUCGUUGCAGCUCCUCUACCACCGUCUGCUGUCCGACGUGAACCUCUCCCGUGCGUUGGCUCCCUCCGUGGUCAGCGAACUCUUGACGCAGCUCGACAACGUCUCCAAAGAAGCGGCGCAGCCGACGGAGGAGGUCAUGGAACGCUUCGCCAUCGCGGGUCUCCUCGUGGGGCGGCGUCAUGAGCUCAACGAGGUGCUUCGCUAUGCCGCCAUACUGGAGCAGCUCACCAUCAGCUCCUCCUCCAUCGUCCCGGUCGAGGUGCCGCACGCGCGCGAGAUCGUAGCGUCUUUCUCCCUGCAUGCGGCGGAUAUGUGUCCCAUCACCUCCCCCAUCGACUGCUUCCAAGACGAUCCGAUCAACAUGAAGGUGAUGCUAGGCGAGGGGACCGGGGUGCAGCGUUUCUGCGUGAGCCCCAACCAGAAGUUCCUCGCGGCGGUGGGCUCGCAGCGCGCCAUUAUGGUCAGCCUCUCCACCGGCACGGCGUGUGCGGAGCGCGACUUGCCGGAGUUGGCCGGGCGGUGCUGGAAUAUCACGUUUUCCGAGGACUCCACGCAUCUAAUCUGCACCGAUAGCAGCGGCAUGCGGCACGCCGUGCUGCCCACGGACCUCUCCACACAAGAUGACCUCCACACGGAGACGGUGUCGAUCGUGACCGACUACCGCAGCAGCGGCCUCGAGACCCAACCACCGCCGCUGCUGCCCAGCGGGUCCACCUCCUCGCUGUGGCUGUUGGAGUCGGCUGCGGCGGACGCCGUGAGCUUCCCCGUGGCGCCGCUGCAAGACUCUAUCGAGUGCAUCUCGCUCUGCGUCCACGCCUACCACGACUGCAUCGGCUCCCUUCUCUGUAUUGUCCCCGACAGCGGAGAAGCGUUGUGCGUGGAGCUGAGUUCAAAUCUGAUCCGCAUGCGCCAGGGCUCGACGAUGUGCCAAGGUGUGCUGCCCAGCAGCAAUCAGUGGUACUUCAUCCACGUACAGUGGAGCCGCGGUGUGUGGUCGGUGAGCGUGAACUCGUCCAUCAUCGAGCUGAGCGGCCCGCACUACACGCAAUCGCAGACGAUGAAGAUUAAAACGGUGGAGUGCCUGCGCUGCGUGGGCCACGUUGGGUCCAUGGCGGUGUGGAGCGGCCCGAACGGCCCCUCCACCGUGCGCACCUUUUUCUGUGAGCGCACCGUCGACAGCUCCGUGUCGCCCAUCUUCGUCCUGCCGAUGGACGAGGGCACCGGCCCGUGGUUGAAGGAAACCACGUCCAGCCAGUGCGUCGCGCUGAACUGCAAGGUGUUCGUGUGGGAUCCCGCCGUCGUGGUCCCUGCUAUCGCCGCCGCCCACGCCGCCUCUGUGCCCCUCGACACGUCGCUGUUGCUCGCCGGGCGUAUCCUCAAGAGCGCGUACCGCCUUUUCGUCGUGCUCCCUCCCCCCGAGAAGGGCUCCGAUGACAUGGUGGCGGAGGUCGAUCGCGAGACGAAUCGCAUCCUCCGCGUCUACCAGUGCCCGCGCUCCUGCGGCGAGAACGCGUACGCCCUGCUCGCUGAUGAGUCGGAGCUGCUGGUCUAUCAGCAACGCUUUUCCACCUUCAGCACAGUGCGCCUUUUUACGCGGCGGAGAAUGGAAAACGACUUAGUGCUUUGCAACACGGACGCAGACUCCAUUGCGCACGGCUCCGCGCUGUGGCUGCUGAAGCAGAUCUACCGCUCCAUCUACACGGAAAGCUAUGAGCUGGAGCGUAUCCCGUCGGAGAACACGCCGCUGUCCUUUACAACGCUGCGCUCGUUGGCACAGUCGCUGCGGAUGGUCAAGACACCGGCGGCGCCGCUGAAGGUGCUUGCGUUUAUGUCCCUCGCGCUGGUGCACUUCCGCCGUCUCGCGUCGCUGAACGACUCCCGCAUUUCUGACAUCGCGGCGUCCCUCAAGGCGUCGUGCAGUCUCAUCAUGGAGCUCUUCACGGAGAAGACGUUCUUUGAGGUGGCGUACAAGCUGUACCAUCUGGCCACGGCGUGGUCGCUGACGGUGGAGGAUCAGACGGAGAUGCUCCUGCACAUGGAGUCGGGUGAGCAGAGCGACCUGCAGUGGAGCUACUUCUCUCGCGAGCGGGUCUACACCGUUAUUCACCACAUCGUGCAGAACCGACCGGCUGACAUCGUCUCCGCCGCGAAGAACUUGCUGCGGCAGUGCGAGCGCGAGGCAGCGGAUGAGAGCAGCAGCUCGAAGCCGGUCAUUCACCUCAUGACCUCCUUCGUCCUCGCUGUGAUGACGACGCUCAAGUCGAAGCCGCGGGACACCUUCGAGGUGUACGUCGGCCAGCUCGUCGACGUGUUCGUCGAGUUUAUGAGCCGAAGCAGCGCGCUGUUUGUGCCGUCGCGCGUCGACGAGCAGCCGAACUCGGUGCUGCUGACGGGUGCGUUGCCGCUGUUCGUCGCCGUCGCGAAUCUCUGCCCAGCCGCCAUUUCCGAUGAGGCGCAGGAGCAACUGGCGGAGCUCUGCACGCGCCUGCGCACCGUCGAAACAUGCUCGAUGCAAACCGUAGGCUUCACCACCCACGAAGCCUACGACAUCUACGUGCCGCCGAGGGAGAACAGCGGUGCCUGGCGGCUGUACCUCGACUUCGCCACUGCGAAGAAUGUGUCGCUGAUCAAGGAGUCCAGCAGCCCGCCAAUGUAUGUGCUGCAGACAGACACCAAAACUGGUCAGCCGGACAACGCGGUGAUGGAUGAGACGAGCUCAUUUCGGAAGUUGGAAGGCGGCGUGCUGCACGUCCACGGCGAGGGAGAGAACAGCUUCACUGCCAUCGCGCAGUACGAGUUGACGCUGGACGUCUCGCUGGCGUCCGUGAUGCGGGAGUGCAUUUUGCGUCUGCUGCUGGCCGCCGCCUCGGAGCUGAUGGCGAAGCCCGCGAUGACGGACAUCGCCAUGACACCGCUGUUUCGAUGCGGGCUGACAACCAAGGUGCUCGAACAGAACGGCGUCGCGUGGUCUGGUCCUCGACGUGAGAACACGGACGUUCUGCCGCGGCAAGUGCUGAACGGCGAAGGCGAAGGAAUCGAAUUUGUGGACGAGGUGUGCAAGGCAAUGCGGGGCUCGGUGGUGCCCUCGAUGCGUCCAGCUAUUCAGGCGCUGCUGGCGAUUCUCCUCCACUGCGGCCUGGCCCGCUGCCAAGCAGAAGACGAGCUGAAGUUGCGGUGGUUCAGCGGGGAGUGGGGAACGAAGCUGGUCGGCGUGAUGAAGGAGCCGACGAUUGCGUUCCUGACGGAGCUGGCGCAGUGGAUGCUGGACAGCGUCUUCCACGAGAGCAACGAUGCCGCCUCGCCGUUUGCCAGCACAGGCCGCCGCAUCUCGGUCGAGCGACGACUCGAAAACUCCCUCAACGGCUCCCGCUCUCUCUCGGAGCGGCGCGGCUCGACAAGCUCGCGGCGCAGCGUGGUGAAGAUGUACUCACAGACGGAGUGUCUGGAGCAGGUACGGAGUCUGCUGAACAAAGGGAUCUCUACCUCGAUUAUCGAAAAGGUUCUCGUCGGACGCGCGCACGCCGCGCAGAGCAUCGAGAAAGGGCUGAAGCUUCUCUCGAAGGUCCUCCAGUUGAACAAGGAGAGUUUGACGGAGGAGGUUCUGACCGAUGCGCUGCGCGUGCUGGCGAACUUUACCUACAUGGAAAACUUCCAGCAUUUCACGGAGGUGCUGCGCGGGGCCGGCUCGGAUGCGGAAGCGUCGGUCCGAGGCGCCUUCCACGAGACGAUGCACAGCUUCUUCCACGUGCUAAAGACGUCGACGAACGUGCUGGGGUACCGCGCUGCGCUGACGCAGGCUGCCCACCGCGGGCGGGCCCUGAUGCUCUUUCACGCCAUUCUGUGCCUCCCGUGGGACGAGGCGGACUGCGAGCUGUUCCGCAAGAACUUCGAGACGGACAAAGACAUUCUUACCUUCUUGGAGAACCAGAUGGACUCGCCGAUGGGUCUUGGGGUGCUCACCUCGCCGUGGCGAGUGCGGCAUGAGGCGUCGCGCGCCUCCGAGAAAGUGCUGGAAGAUCAGGAGCAGACGAUUCGCACGGAGCUGCUCUGCGCGGCCGACUUCACCUCCCUCAGCCGCGUCUUUCCAAACGGCUUCUCCGUCGUCAUCCCCGGCAUCCAGACGGCGCGCUCGCAGCUCGGGGUCGAGAUGGAGAAGAGCGCUGGCGCCGCCGUGCUGAUCCGCGCGGACGAGGGCUGGCAGCUGAGCUGGAAAGAGGGUGUGCCGCGUGUGUACUAUUACGAAGUGAAGAUUAUUUCCCCAAUAGUCAAGUUCGACAUCGGCGUGCAGCUGCCGCGGGAGGAGCAGACCGUGCGUGCCGAGAACAUCAACUUCUCGUACAGCAGCACGGGGGAGGUGCAAGGGGCAGACUUGCAGCAGUGGCCGCCGUUUGUGGAGGGAGACACGGUGGGCUGCGGCGUGGUGGCCACCUCGCAGCAGCUCUUCUACACGCUCAACGGCAGCUUCCUCUCCUACGGCGGCCGUGUGGCGGUGUCGAACACGAAGAACGAUAGCGCCCUCCUCUACCCCUUUAUCUCCUUCGACGAGGGGAGCGUGGUGCGAGUCACCAUCAACUUUGGCACCGUACCUUUUGCCUACGAUUACCGGCAGCUGCACCCCGCGCUGACCAUCUUCACGGGUCCGACCUGGUACCGCGUCACGUCCACUGCGGAGAUGGUGCUGCAUUACUUGACGGCGCGUGUGUGCGCCGUGCAGGAGUCGCGAAACCAGAGCGCUCGCGACGCCCUCUCCCAGGCGUGCACGGUGGUGUGUCGCAACGUGAACAGCGUCACUUCGUCCCUCAUGAACAUCGGCGUCGGCGGCUCCUCGAACAGCAGCCCCGCCACGCGAGUGCAGCAGGCUGUCGCGCUGAGCGUCGCGGAGUACUCGAUCAUGAUCCUCAUCUCCACCAUUCGCUACAUCGCAACCCACGGCUUGCUGCUCAGCGAGCACAUCAGCAGCAUGGUCUUCGACGCCGUCUCUAUUUUGAUGCUGCUGCCGCUGCACUCGGUGCAGAUCGCGACAAUUGGGCUGCUACCCGACGUUAUCGUGCACGUCAAGGGGGUUCCAGACAGCAAGGCAGCGGGCAAUCUCGUCUCCACCCUCUUUGAGAAUGCAAACAACGUCACAGACAGCGAGGAGUUCAUCCCGUUUGUGCCUACGUGGUGCGAGUGCGACGCCAUCGCGAUGGCAAUCGUGGACGUGCAGCACGCCCACAUGCUGCCCGAGGCGCAACGCAGCAUCGUACUGGGCAACACCCUUCCCCGCACCGGCAUGGUGUCCUUCUCAGUGAAGGUGACGCGCCGCAACAUGGCGAAGGGGCACUCGCUGAAGGGCGGCUACUUCAUUGGCGUGUCCGUUGCCGGCCUCAGCCCGCUCACUCCCACGAGCAACUCCCAAAGCUGGAAGGCCGUGAAUCCGCCUAUUGUGUGGGCGAUCCAGGACACGUCGCCGCAGCUGCCGCACGCCACCAACCCCACCGUGAAGCUCAACAACUUUCAGCGCACCUUCGGUAACGCCGACGUCAUUCGCGUCGUGGUGGACCGCGACAAACGUUGCAUCGACUUCUACCGCGAGGGGGAGUUCCUCAAGACCCUCUUCAGCGACAUUCCGGAGGAUGUCGAUCUCGUGCCGUUUGUCCAGCUGUACAACGACGAUGCGGCGGCCGCGAUCAGCACGGGGGAGAUGACGGCGCCGAUCACCGGACCCACCCUGCUCGGCGCGGCCUCGGUCGAUGUGCUCCGGACUAUGUUGACGCUCGACCCUUUCCAACGCCUCGUGGCGAACCGAUUGUGCGAGGAACUGCAGUCGAAGAAGUUCCCCAAAGUGACGCUGCCUAUCUUUAACAGCGUGCCGGAUCCGCGUCUGCUGCAGCUGCGCAGCUCCUCCGGGGAGGAGGUGACGGUGACAGUGUCGCACCUGAACGAUCUGCGCUGCAAGUUUUCACUGAGCGGCAAGACGAACUACGAGCACCUGUACAACAUGCGCACGCCGGCCAAACCACGCACCAUCUGCAACUUCGACACCGUCUCCUCGACCUCGCGGUUGACUGGGCUGGGCCGCUGCAUUGACGAGCUGAUCGCGGCGACGGAGCGCAUGGUGAUCCCGCGCAUUACGGUGGAGGCGCUGUGCUGCAUCGAGCAGACGGAGCGGUCGAAGAUCGUGCUGGAAGAGAAAGACCAUUGGGACUUCCUCUUCCACGGCCUGCGCGUCGGAAGCUUCAUCACGGUGCUGCGCCGUCUGCCGUCGAUACCGACGACGCACCCCCCGCCCAUCCCGCGUGACUUCACCUUUUCCGCUGCGUUGUCGAACCCAGGCUUCGUGCUGCCGUCGCACUACUGCGGACGACUCGCGACGGUGCCGAACGGCGCGAAGGGCGUGUCGACACCGUUCAUUGCGAUUGCAGAGCCUCCCAUCUCCAUCAGCGCGCAGAUCAGCAUCCGCUGCCAGCUCAUUCGCGGCAAUCAAGGCCAAAUUCUCGGUGGCGGCUACUACUUCGGCGUGUGCACACCGUCCUUCCAUUGGAAGCGGAAGGACUUGAACUCGCACGCCGCGGAGGUGUGGGCGCUGCACGACAUGGACGACUCGCCGUGGCGCCUGCGUCACCUGCGCAGCGACGCGACCUUCCCCCUCGCCGCCGACCCACGCUGCAUCAUCGUAAGUGGCGACAUCAUCCGCCUACAGAUUGACCGCACGGCGCGCACCAUGCACGCCUUUCGCACCCCGGUCAACGGCGACGAAGUCCCGCUGGGUCUCAUCUUCGACAAUUUGCCGCCAGAUGGAACGCUGUACCCUUUCGUGAACCUUUUCAACACCGACGCAGUUGCGGUGCUGCUGCCGUCGAACUCGAACGCUCCGGCACUGCGGCUGCCGUGCCAGAAGUUGCAGUACUCCCUCUGCGCGCAAGACGAGCGCAAGACCUGUGACGGUUGCAUGACAAACCACGCCGACUCUCGCCUGACGAACUGCUGGUACAAGUGCAACGAGUGUGCCGACUACACCCUGUGCUCGAACUGCUUCCUGACCUGCGUCCACUCGAACCACAGCUUCACCGUGAUGGACGGCUCGCCGAUUGCAUACUCCACCACAACUCCCGCGACCAUCGAGCGUGGGAUGGAAGUGACAAUCCCCGCCACGACCGCCAUGUACCUCCGCAGCAGCGGCUGCCGCAUGUCCGAGGCGAAGAUGAACUGCGUGGCGGAGGCCGUGGAGGACAACGCCCUGUGUGUGUGGGGCCUCGUCGGCGUCGAUGACGCGGAGACGCUCUUCUCGGUCGUCAUUGACACCGUCGACGGCAGCCCGCUCUUCCCUGAUGCACCGGUCUUUGUCGGACUAGGGCCUGCACAGGAGAUCGUCCAGGCCACCCGCGAAAAGCUGCGCAACAAGUGCCUCUCGAACAUCUCUACCAUCGCCACCUUCUGCAGCGACUCGACGCUACGGCAGCCAAUGGAGCACAAGAGCCGCGACCCGUACGGCUUCCAACGUGGCGCCCGCAUCACCCUGCAGUACGACGCGGCGACGGGCAGGGUCACUAUCCUGCGCGACUGGGUUGUCGUGGGCAGCAAGUCCGUCGCGCUGAAGGACAACGAGAACAACGUGCAGCCCAUCGGGUGCUUUGUGCUGCUCGGCAAGAAGGGCACCACGGCGUCUAUCUUCCCGGAGCGGGCAACAACGUACACCACCACGGUCGAGGACGCCACGGGGAACAUUCUCAAGACGUCUGGCCGCGAUGGUAGCGUGUGGUUCGUGACGCGCGACAACUGCCGCCUGCCGCUGACGCCGUGCCGCGGUGUUUACCCGCAAAACAGCCUCGGCUACGUCCUACUGGACCAGCGUCUCGCUCAGUGUCGCCGACUGGAGCUGGAGAGUCGCGAGUUUCACGUGAAGGUGCUGGAAACUGAAGAGGUCAUCACUGUCGCACCGAGCUCCUUUUUGGCGAAUGAGCGCAACGCCAUCUCAGAGGAGUGGUUUCUCUCGCGCGGUGAGCGCAACGAGGGCGCCACCGUGGAGGAGGGCUUUGUCAUUUCGCGCCUGCUGCUCACGCUAUCGUGCCUGUGCGAGAAUGAGUCCCUCUCCCACCUUGUGUCGGUGCAUCAGGACCGGCUGCUGAGCAUGACGAAGCGGCUCGCCACCGUAAAGAUCGAGAACGACGCGCCGGUUGAGUUCUUGGAGGAAAUUCGCGCCUCUGUGGCGUCGACGGCGAACCGGCGUGGGUGGUGGCUGGAGGAGCGGCACAUCGCGCCGUUUGUGCCCGUGCUUAAUACCGACGAGCGCAAGCGGCGCUUCCACAGCGGGAUGCUGGUGCGCACGUUGCGCGGUGGCAGCGACGUGUUCGAGGUCACGGCGCGGCGUGGGGAGUCGCUCACCGUGCGCAACACGCGGACGGAGGCGGUGUCGCGGCUGUCGUACCGCAACUGCGUCGCGAUGAAGCAGUGCGGUGGUCGGGCGUGGUCCACCCGUCAGAACGGCCUCCCGUGCAGUCUGUAUGAGCACACGGUGCGGCUGAACGACCCCGCCAAGGCCGCGGAGAGCGUGCCGCUGCAGGAGGACUGGCUCGGCGAGCUCACCUUUGCGCGGACACCGAAGUCGCUGAGUGUGUCGCUGACGCCAAAUGGCAUUGGCCGCGCGGACAUCGCUCUCGGCACCACGGAGGAAACACGCAUGAUUGUCAUCUACGAGCACAAACGAUACAGCCGCGUGGUGCGGCUUUACAUGCGGCCCUAUGACACCGACCUGCAGACGCAGCUGCAGAAAUUCGUGAAGGGUGAAAGCGAGAAGGAAACGCCGAUGAGCUUUCAGGAGAAAGUGGACUUUGUCGUGAAAACGACGAAUGAUGUUGUCUCCAAAGGUACGGCGUACAUGGCCCUCACCGCCGCCGGGGAGCGCGAAAUCUUCUUUGAAAUGACCGGUUUCUUGGACGCUGAAGGGCUGCGUCUGAAUGGCACCUUCCAGUGCAACCAAGGCAAGGGCGGCCCCUUUACCCUCAACUCGGGUCGUCGCUUCGCGCUUCUCCCGGCUGUGUCGGACAGGUGGUCCGUUGAGCCGCUUCCCGACUGCGUCGAUGUCGUCAUCCCGCCGGAGCCGCACCGCGACAUGCGGGAGUGCAUGCACCGCCUCGUUGUAUUAUUGGCGCGUCAUCUUUACCUUGUCAUUUGCAGCCAGAUCGAGCGCAAGCCAACGGACUUCCUCGAGCACAUCUUCAACUUCACGAACCACCCCCUGGCCGACUCGCUCGUGAGCCGGGACGCCGACAACCACCUUUUGAGUGGCAUGCUGAGUGAGGCGAACAUGCGCAUCGUGGACCCCGCCAUCAAGCCAUGGGAUGCCAUCUCGCUCGCGCGUCUGGUCACGAACAGUCUGCUGCUGAGCACGGACGUGGUCAACAACGUGCCGGAGCACCUGCUGUGGGACUGCCUGCACGGCGUCGUCACGGCGGCCCACCGGUGCGGACGCUACCGCCGCCACGAGAUCAUCCGCAGCAUCACGACCUUUGUCCAAAGCCGGCUCGACCACACUGACAUCUACACGCAGCUCUUCUCGACGCUCUUCACCUAUGUGGAGCGGUGGGUGGUGACACUGUGCGAGGACUCGGAGGUGAAGAAGGACGUUGCGGCCGGCGUGGACCUGCUGCUGGCCCUCGGCAAGCCACUCGGCGAGAAACUGAGGAACAUCCCUGUUGCCCCGCUGCACUGCCUGAUUGAUCUCUGGCGCUCGCUCAGCGCGGCCGUGGCGCUCCCACGUGUGGUGGACGAGCUGCACAUGGCCGUGCGGCCUAACAUGCCCAAGGUGGACACGCUGUGCACCUUUGGCGAUUACGUGCGUCACGAACUGAAAGUAGGCAAGAUCUCGAGCAGCUGCGGCACCGAAGGCAAAGGCCAUUACUACUACGAAGUCACCCUGCCCGACCGCAUCACCUCCGCCUACGCGAUUGGGUGGGGCACGACGACGCACAAUGAGGUGCCAGGGCAGCACGUCGGAAGUGACCGCAACAGCUUCGCCUACAACGGCUCCGACAUUAACUCCCGUGAGGGCAAAGAGGAGUACAAGAUCCCGACGGAGAGCGUCCCGGGCUCGGUGGUGGGCUGCCUGCUGAACAUGGAGGAGCGCACCGCGGCCUGGUCGCUCAAUGGUGUUGUUGGCCCCUUCAUCGCCAUCCCUAUCUCGAUCGGCAACGCACCACUCUUCGCCUUUGCCUCCAUCGGCACCUGCAGCGGCAUGAAGGUGCGGCUGCGUGCGAACGAGUUCGUCUACGCGCCGGACGGCUACACCGACCUCUCCGGCUACUUCGCCCGCCCUUUGGUGGACCAGUACGACCGUGCGCUGCGCAGCGAGAUGCCGACGCAGUCGUUUGCCUUCUACGUCCAACUCGCCUCCUUCCUUUCCGAUGCCGAUGACUACUUCGGGGAGCAGGCGGAGAUGAACCGCAACGCCUCCAUCUCCCUGCCGCCCGAGGACCCCUAUACACUGUUUCUGCACUCCUAUCCACUUCUGCAGUCCUUACCGCCGGCAACGCUGCAGCGCUUCGCGCAGGUGAUUGCGGUGACGGAGAGCUGCAUGGCGACGGCGAAUCGCUUUGUGGACCUGGACGAGGAGACGGUCACCGGGACGCUGUCGCAGGCCUUUCUCUCGAUGAAGGGCCUCAUCCGCCGCUCCUUCCGCCAGCGCCUGCUGGUGAACGUGGCGCUGCUGGAGCCGUCCACCGGGGCGCCGACGAUCUUUGUGCGGGCCACAGACCUGUACUCGAACCUGCCUCGCACCACCGAGAGCGCCCUCCAGCACUCCAUCUUGGCCCAGCUGUACCGUCAGAUUGGCUUUUUUACUGGGGAGCAGUGGUCGGUGACGCCGCUGUUCAAGGUGAACCUACACAUCAGCGGCUCGGGACACACGCCGGUGGACAUGGGUGGGCCGUACCGCCAGCUGUGGACCUUCCUUGGGUUCGAGAUGAUGCAGCACCCCGACAAGUGCUACCCUAACUCCGAUUUCCACCGCAACCCGCUCUUCGUUUUUGUGAACAACUCACAGCGCAUCUCGCUCGUGCCGGACAGUCAGGCCAACUCCGCCUACGACCUGAACCUCUUCACGUUCUUCGGCAAGAUCAUGGGCCACUCCGCGCGCGCCAAGACGCCGCUGGACAUCGACUUCUCGCCGUUCUUCUGGAAGUUCCUCGUGGAUGACGAGCUGACGGUGAAGGACUACUACGCGCACGUCGACAGCGUCGUCGAGGCCACCGUGCAGGAUGACAACUUCCUCCUUAGCGGCGUGGCGGACGAGCUUAUUCCCGGCUACGCAGAGAGCGUGGAGUGGCUUGACGCGGACGACAACGACGCCGUGACGGCGCAGCAGCGACGUACCAUCGCCGAGCGCUGCCUUGUACACUCGAUGGACGAGCAGCUCAGCGCCAUCCGCAGCGGACUCUGGAGCACGCUCUCGCGCCGCGUGGUGCGCUGUCUCUCUUGGAAGGAUCUGGAGAACUUGGUGUGCGGGGAGAGCAGCCUGUCCAUCCCAGACUUGCAGAAGUACAUGCGGGUGCAGCUGACGGGGAGCCGUGAGACGUACUUCUGGCAGAUUGUGGAGCAGCUCUCCAUGGAGCAGCGCGCGUCGCUCAUCUGCUUUGCCUCAGGCCAGCGCCGCCUUCCACUGAUCCGCCCUAUUACGGUGGCGGAGAACACCGAGAGCGUUGAGCACCUGCCACGUGCGCAGGCCUGCGGCUCAGUGAUUACGGUUCCUCAGUAUACCUCGCUGGAGAUGUUUAAGGAGAAGCUGUUGAUUGCCCUGCAGCAUCAAAUGGAGAUGGAAUUGGCAUAA
Leptomonas pyrrhocoris is the source of this 12474-nucleotide messenger RNA. RefSeq lists its product as hypothetical. Bases 1 to 12474 code for a protein of 4157 amino acids. The record is from RefSeq and is a predicted model, not a curated record. Gene Ontology annotation, molecular function: protein binding; ubiquitin-protein transferase activity. Gene Ontology annotation, cellular component: cytoplasm. The transcript has a single exon. NCBI's taxonomy places the organism in Eukaryota, Euglenozoa, Kinetoplastea, Trypanosomatida, Trypanosomatidae.